Sinocyclocheilus rhinocerous is the source of this 1474-nucleotide messenger RNA. RefSeq names its product oocyte zinc finger protein XlCOF20-like. The record is from RefSeq and is a predicted model, not a curated record. Gene Ontology annotation, molecular function: DNA-binding transcription factor activity; RNA polymerase II cis-regulatory region sequence-specific DNA binding. Gene Ontology annotation, biological process: regulation of transcription by RNA polymerase II. NCBI's taxonomy places the organism in Eukaryota, Metazoa, Chordata, Actinopteri, Cypriniformes, Cyprinidae. The coding region runs from base 176 to 1369 and encodes 397 amino acids. The transcript is spliced from 3 exons.
AGUUCAGACAGUGCUCAGUUUCCGAAGAAACCAGCAGAAUUGUGAAAAUAGCAUGUUUAAAAUGUAAAAGUGGUAAAUGAAGGAUAUAAUAUAUCUGUCCAUGCUGGAUAUUGAUGGUUUCAUUACGUAAAUCUGUCAGCUGAAGAAAAGGGAGGCGUCACUGGAAGUAAAGCUGAUGGAGAGAGACAAAAAACUGAGCAGAGAGGCGAUGGAAAAGGUUUCAGUGGGUGUGACUGAUGGCACAGAUUCAGCCUGGAGCAUCAGAGAUCAGCUUUCUGAACAGAGAUCCAGAAACACACAGGACUCAGAGAUCAGCCUCAGUUUACUUUGUUACACUGACACUCAAGAGAGUGUGUGUGACAGUCAUGAAUCCACCAAUCAAAUCUCCACAGAGUCUUUGGGUUCAGACUGUAACGCUGAAGAAGAGCAGACACCACUUAAGACGUGCUCAGUGAAGCUGGAGUACUGCAGGAACCUAACGAAGAUGAAAAGAGAAACCACAGCUGAUGAAGAACAGAGCGAUGAUGAUGUUUUUAUCCCAUCAGACUUAAAAGAGGAAAGUGAAAUGCUGAGUGAAGUGGAGGAGAUGCAUCAGAAACCUCAUAAUGUUUCAAGUGAAGAAACGUCUUUCACAGGCCAUGAAUGUGGAACGAGUUUAGUUCAGGAAGGUCAAAAACCAUACAAAUGCCCUCAGUGUGGGAGGAGUUUUUCACAAAGAGAACAGCUUGAAAUGCAUAUGAAUGUUCACACCGGAGAGAAACCUUUUGCCUGCCAUGAGUGUGGAAAGAGUUUCACACGUCAAGGAAGCCUUAAUGUGCACAUGAGAGUCCAUACCGGAGAGAAGCCUUUCCUGUGCCCUCAAUGUGGAAAGAGUUUCAGUAUUAAACUAUAUCUUAAGAAUCACCUGAAAAUUCAUACUGGAGAGAAACCGUACACAUGCACUGAGUGUGGGAGGAUUUUCUCACAAAGAGGACACCUUGACACCCACAUGAGAUCUCACACCGGAGAGAAACCUUAUUCGUGCCAUGAGUGUGGAAAGAGUUUCACACGCCAAGGAAGACUUAAUAUUCACAUGAGAACUCACACUGGAGAGAAGCCGUUCACGUGCCCUCAGUGUGAGAAGAGUUUCAUUGGUAAACAUUACCUUAAGGAUCACCUAAAAGUUCACACUGGAGAAAAACCGUACACAUGCACUCAGUGUGGGAAGAGUUUUGCACAUAAAGGAAUUCUUAAUGUGCACAUGAGAGUUCACACCGGAGAGAAACCUUACACCUGCCACGAGUGUGGAAAGAGUUUCACACGGGCAGAGAGCGUCAAAGAUCAUCAUCUACGAAUUCACUCUGGAGAAAAGUCAAACUGUGAUCAGUAAAACAUGAUUUUGGGUUUAGAACUUGUAUCUGAUACAAGAAAGACGGUUUCAGAGUUGCUUUUAAAGUCACUUGCUCUACAUAUAUGCUCUGCCUUCUACUCAAAA